Calliphora vicina (urban bluebottle blowfly) is the source of this 1340-nucleotide messenger RNA. RefSeq lists its product as uncharacterized. The record is from RefSeq and is a predicted model, not a curated record. Lineage: Eukaryota; Metazoa; Arthropoda; Insecta; Diptera; Calliphoridae. The transcript is spliced from 3 exons. Bases 102 to 1331 code for a protein of 409 amino acids.
CUCUGCGUCAGUCAAGUUGUAUUUCAUUGUUAAAGAGUGUUUUUUGUUGUGAUUUUAAGUUGUAUUCACCUUCCCUACCUCAUCUCACCCAUAUACAAGCAAUGUCGAAAACUGUGUUAUCUCCCCUACUCAACGAAGAACUUAUCAAGAGAGCUCUUCAAAGUUAUCACAAUGUAAACAAUGCGAGUGCUUUUAUUGUGAAAGCAUGCAAUUUUAAGCUUUCAUCGGCAAAUGGAGACAACUUUUGUAGCGAGAUAUACCAAGUGGAUGUACAAUAUGAAUUGAAUGGCAAUGCUGAGAAGCAAAAUUUUAUUGUGAAAAUUAUGAUACCGGAAAUAGCCGAAAUAGGUUCAAAUGAGAAAGAAAUGUUUAACAUAGUGCUGCCGGCCAUGGAAAAGUGUUUAAAUGUAGUAGAAGGUGAAAAUGAAAAUAAGUUAUAUGCCAAAUGUUUAAUAAGUGAAGCGAACAAAAGGGAAGAAUUUUAUGUUUUGGAAAACUUAAAUAGUUUGGGUUAUUACUGUGCAGAUCGCAUCAAAGGUUUAGAUCUACAACAUGCCCUAGUAUUGAUGAGAAAAAUAGCAAAAUUUCAUGCAGCUUCUAUGUUAUAUGCCAAACAAUUUCCUCAAGUUGUAAAAUCUCUAAGGGCUUCGCAUUUUGAGAAAGGCGCAUCUGAUGUUAUUGCACAAGCCAUUACGUUUGGGGGUUUUGAGUAUGUAGGCAAUAUGAUUAAAAAUUGGCCUAAAUAUGAGGCCUUGUCUGAAAGAGUACAUGCAGUGAUACCAAAAUUCAAUCAACUUGUUAUGGAAGUGGUCAAUUCAAAUAACUCCAAAUUCAAUGUCAUUAAUCAUGGAGAUUUGUGGGUCAAUAAUUUCCUGUACAAAUACGACAUAGACUCCGGCAGGCCUAUAGAUGUGCUAUUUGUGGACUUUCAAAAUUGUUUCUGGGGUAGUUGUGGUUUUGAUAUUAAUUGGUUUUUAAACACCAGUUUAGAAUUGCAAGUUUUAAGAGAAAAUCGCCUGCAACUAAUACAAACAUAUUAUGAUGUACUGCAGCAGACAUUGGAGAAGGAAAAUUAUCCUGCAUCAGAGAUUCCCAGUUUAGAAGAUGUUCUUAUGGAAAUCAGGCGUAGUGAGUUAAUUGGUUUAUACACUUCCUUAUGUGAAUUGCCAAUUGUUGCUUUGGAAAAGUCCAAAUCACAAGGAUUUGACUGUAAUACUUUCGGCCAGCCAGAAAAAAUGAAAGAAAUACGUGUUCUAAUGUAUGACAAUGAACGUGUAAAGGAUAUUUUAGAGUAUACUUUGAAAUACUAUGAGGAAAUAAAUAUGUUGUAAAUUUAAAAA